Alligator sinensis (Chinese alligator) is the source of this 4106-nucleotide messenger RNA. Its product is annotated as NXPE family member 3-like. NCBI's taxonomy places the organism in Eukaryota, Metazoa, Chordata, Crocodylia, Alligatoridae. The annotation marks the transcript as partial. The transcript is spliced from 3 exons. The record is from RefSeq and is a predicted model, not a curated record.
AUUUUAGUCAUUUAAAGUGGGAUUCUGUUCUGUCACACCAGUAUAAAUAUGAAGAAUCAGGCAAUCUGGAGAGACAAGGUCCAGAUGUUUUCCCUUCCGGUUACUAUUAUGAAGAUCAGUGGAGGCCAAGAACACACUGGAUUCAUCACUUCAACAAUUCUGUUGAUGUUACCAAAUGUUUACAAGGAAAAGUUAUCUACUUGUUUGGAGAUUCUACAAUAAGGCAGUGGUUUGAGUAUCUGACAGCAUUUGUUCCAGAUCUAGUGGAAUUUAACCUUGGGAGCCCUAAAAACGUGGGUCCUUUUAUGUCCGUGGACCUGAAGCACAGCAUCCUGCUGAAGUUCCGUUGUCAUGGACCACCCAUUCGCUUUACGACGGUCUUCACCAGCGAGCUACGCUAUAUCGCCAAUGAGCUAAACGGCAUUGUAGGCGGUAGAAACACCGUGAUAGCCAUAACCAUAUGGUCGCACUUCAGCACCUUCCCUCUGGAGGUGUAUAUCCGGAGACUGAGGAACAUUCGGAGGUCAAUCGUGCGACUGCUCGAUCGCAGCCCCAAAACAGUGGUGGUCAUCCGAACAGCUAAUGUCCAGGAGCUUGGGCCAGAAGUGAGCCUGUUCAACAGUGACUGGUAUUCCUUUCAGCUUGACACAAUCAUGAGGAAAAUGUUCUCAGGAAUUGCUGUGUUCUUUGUGGAUGCUUGGGAGAUGUCACUGGCUCAUUACUUGCCACAUAACUUGCAUCCAGAAGACGUCAUUGUUAAGAAUCAAAUAGAUGCUUUCCUGUCCUUUGUUUGUCCUCUAGAAACUUAGCACAAUUGGUGAAAAGGAGUUCAUAGGGAAACAUGUCAAGUUUUGCUGUAGUGAAACUAAGUUGCUCUUUGUCAGAGGUAUAAAAUAAAGCCAAGAAUGAUGUGGACAAACUUUACAGUUACUGCAGUUGCAAGGGAGGUCAGUUGUUUGGCUUUUGACGUUGACAGCUGAAAGGAGUGGCAGUAAAAGGAAGUAGACUAAUUCAGGCUGUAUUUAUAUCUUCCUGUACAGUAGCUUCCUCUUGACCUUGUAAAUUAUCUCAGAUAACUAGGGAGCUCCUUAAGUUAAAUCAAGGCUCAGAAGGAAAGCUUUUUACAUUAUUAGCUUUAUUGAUGGUCUGUACUGCAUGAGCAUUCACACAGCAUUGAUUCUGUUCCCAAAGUCCAAUCCUACCUCAGCGGGAAGGAUUAUUUAGGAGCAGUCUCUUUGUUAUUCCAGAGUUGGAGCCAGUAUGUAGGAAGGACGUUCCUAGACUCCUACAAUCAAAAGAAAUGAACAUAUGAACAAUUUACCACAAGUUUAAACUGGGGGUAAGGCUUUUCUGAGAGUCAUUUUUUUCAGGAGAACUGCCUUUUUGAGUGUGUGCUCUUGCCCUGCAAUAAAUGGAAGGAAAACUACAGGAGUUUAGCUCUCAGUAGAAGAGAACACACCUACUGUUCUUGAAUUUUUCCAUUUACCACAGGUAAAGCGUGUGGUCACAGGGAGCUACAAUGACACAGCUGAUGCAUGCUAAAACCCUGUCUGUCGUUUUCCUGUGGUAAACUGUUCAUAUGCCCACACCCAGAAAAGCACAGUAUGAAAGCACAAUAUGGUUGUUCUAAAAUCCUAGUCUGGAGUCUGAAAGGGAUGUCCUAAAACCACUGUGUCAGUCAAGAAAGCACAAUCUAAAAAUCUGGAAUUGUCAGAAUAUUUUUGACAGUGAUAUAGCACACUAAUCAUCAUCCAUCAGUGGUGUUUAUAGAAUGGCUGCUAAAUCAUCUGAAUAGCCAGCACUAGCUUUAUUUUUGGACUGCUAUGUAUAUAUUAAGCUUUGAUACGCUGUUGUCUCAUCAGUUGGUGGAUCUGAAAUGGGAAAGAUGAACAGUGACGAUGCUAUCUUUGGUAGCUCCUGCACCUGAAAAAAAGAAAAUUGCAGAAACUAGUAUUCAUCACUUUAAAUAUUUCCUUUAAAAAAUGUGUUCCCCCUCAUCCCCCCCCCGUCAGGUGAGCCUGUUUUUCUUUUGUUAUUGCAUGACUAGGCUCCUGUUAAGGAAUAAGUUUUGUUUGAGGUAUACAGCAAGUAGGACACACAGUACAAACAGGAUUAGGGAGUGAAUGGAAUGUUAAGUCCAUCUCUCAACAGUGUUAUUGUAAGUUCAUGCUCUGACUGGUUUGAUUGAUCUUCUGGCUCAUUUGCUUUUAGAUUUGGCAGUUGUUGCCCCAUUUUUUCAACACCUUCAUUUCUGCAUAAUCUAGCAGCUUCCACUAGUGCAAACUAUUUCUUUGUUUUGGACAGCUUGUGCAGUCCAAUAUUGGCAAGGUCUGUCCACAUGUUGCACAGAACUGACUGCCUGAAUUUUUUUUUUUUUUGUAUAUUUGCAAUUGUGUUUCUCCAUAUUGGAGGUCUGGUCUUUGCGGCUGGAGCCUGAACAGGAUUUAUGCCAUCAGUAAGAGUAUAGGUUUGUUUUUUGUUUUUAAUAAAAGUUUUAAUUGGAAGGCAUUUAAAAAUAAAUUGAGAUGUGUAAGAUCGAAAAUUACAAGCACACAAGUUGUGGACUUACAUACAAAACAAUUCAAAACAAGUUAAAAAUGACUGGAAGCAGGUGAUAUUGUGAGAUGACUCCAUUCCCACCAAGGUGCAUACAAGCACCUUGAGGCAAAAUUUGGUCCAGGAUAAGCAUUCAGGGGUUGAUGUUUCCCUUGGCUCUUCUUAAAGCAGUGUCCAAAAUGGUGGUGCUUUCUGUGUUUGGAGAUGUUAGUAGAAUUACUAACUGCUGAUGAACAAGCCUGUGUCAGUUCGUGUCUGAAGGUAAAUCACCUUUUUAUCAGCCUGUUCAUGAAACAAAUGAAUAAAAGCCCACUGAACUUAGCCAUGUAGCUUUUAGAGGAGGCAGAGCCUUUAACCUAAUUGUGCUGACAUACUGUUGGAAAGGUUCACAAUCCCCAGAAACCAGCACUGGGGGUUAGAAGCAAACUUUUAACUUGCGGGUUAAAGUUCUGCUCUCCUUGUUCACCCCUAUCAUAUGUUCACUUACAGUGCAUUCAGGUCGUGGGCGAAUGUGUUGCCGGUCAGCACAAUCCUUCUGUUUCUUGUUGCCCUUGGUUCUUUUUUAUGCCAAUUUUGUCAUCUUCAGCAGCAUCUUGUAGAGCAGGGGUGGGCAAAAUGCGGCCCGCCAGACCAUUCUAUCCAGUCUGCGGGGCCCCUAAAAAAUUUAGAAAAUUAAUAUUUAUCUGCCCCUAGCUGCCUGUCAUGCGGCCCUCAAUGGCUUGCCAAAACUCAGUAAAUGGCCCUCCACCCAAAAUAAUUGCCCACCCCUAUUUGUAGAGGUUUAGAGUUGGCAGGGAAGAAAAGGAAUAUCAAUCUGAUUUGGCUUUUUGCUACCUUUUAAUCCUGGAUGCCAGAGUCAGCAAAGGUGUUGGAGUUAGGGGUAGGGGAGUUGGAGGUAUUCUGGGCCAUAAUCCUCUGGAUCAUCCCAUGCACAGUCCCCCAUCAGCUGUUACCAUUGUAGCCAGGCCAGGCUCACUGAUACAGUUGAUUAGCUGACCAUUGCUGCACCGUGACUUGCCUCUGCGGGGAUCCAAAAAUACUUGAAACUUGAUGCUGCUUGAAGCAGCAUCCACAUUUCAUCCCUUUUUUACUGUGGCUCUUCUGCAGCUGUCAGAGAGCUGGGUGGGUUGUGGGGUGGGAGUGAAUAUGUGCAAGAGAGAGAGAGGGAUCCUGGUGUUUUGUCCCCUUUUUUCUUUAUGGUUGACAGGCUACAUGGACCCUAUUGCAAAAAAGGAGAAGGAACUACUUGGAAAGGAAGCAUCCUACCUGGCCAUCUUUCCCUUGUGCUGUCUGUUUGCUGUCUCUCUCCCCACUUAUCACUGUGCAUCAGGUGAAAACACACAGAUGCAAGUGGCAGGUUCCUGUCAGUAUGUUGGCAACAUGCCCUGAAAUGAGUCCUACGCACUGAUUUUGUUCUAGUUGUUCCUCAUUGAUAGUAGGGCUGUGCAAAGCUUUGGGUGCUGAUUCUAUUUGGAGAAGAUUCAGCCUGAUUCGGCAGUUGAAUCUCUGAAUCUGAAUUGAAUCAGGAGACCAAUAAAAAGGUCUGAAUC